Molecule: messenger RNA, 990 nt
Organism: Cetraspora pellucida
Lineage: Eukaryota; Fungi; Glomeromycota; Glomeromycetes; Diversisporales; Gigasporaceae
Source: the annotation of a GenBank genome assembly
AUGGCAAGUAAUCCAUUACCAACAUUUUUAGGUAAACAUGAUAAAAGCAUAUCUGAUUUUCUUGCACAUUUAAGAGCAGAAUUAGAAGGUCGAAAUAUUAAUGUUGCAGAUAGAGCAGGUGGCUCUCUAGCAGAAAGAGUUAUCACAAAGAGUUUACUGUAUAGUUGUAUGAGAGAAAAGGCAUUAGAGUGGUAUGAUGAAAAUAUUACUACUAAGCAAAACUUUGAGUUACAUAAUUUGCUAGAUAAUACAGGGCAAGCUAAUAUACAAGCAGUUGCUACACAUACUGGAGCACAAUUAGGCAAUCAAGCUCUUCAUGAAGCAAACACUGAAGAUAUAGGUGAGGAUAUAACUUUUAAUGAAUUAUCUAAAAAACUUGCAAAAAUUGAGUUAAUUCGGAUGGUAAGAGUGAAAAGAAAUAAAGGUGGAUCACAUAUUUAUGAAACAGAGCAGGCUAUAUCACAACCUCACUAUUCAUCUAUUGCUUCUGCUAUUUCAGAUGCUAUACCACAACAACCAGUGGCUGAAAUGCAAAAAAUAAUUCAGAAUGUAUUAGCAAAACAGCAGGCUGAAUCUGAUACCAAGUUUGAAAAAUUAAAAGCUAAAUUCGAAACAAAAAUGACUCAACAAUCUAAAAAAUCUUACCCUCCAGUUCUACUCAAAGAUUAUGAACAAAUGCAUAAUUUCUAUGAAGCCCAAUACACACCUCCCGAUUCAGAAGAUAAUGAUAAAGAUAAUGAAGGAAGCAAGUUUGGUGCUGUUAAUAAUGCAACUAUCAAAGCAUUUGAGUGGAAAAAUAACAAACAAUCCAAUUUUGCUAUAAAAAGUAACAAUUCUAAACAUAUUACUAAAUCAUUAGGAUGGAUUACAGAUGUUCUAGUCUCUAUAAAGGAUAAGGCAAAAAAAACAGUUACAGUUUCAGAAAAUUUUGCACAUAUUGAUAAUGGUGAACCAGAACCAAUGCUAUGUAUAGAUAUAACAUGGAUUUGA